AUGUCCUCGGCGACCAAGCCGAGGCGCUCCCUCAACGGCGGGACGUCUCCGUCACGCGGGCGCGGUCGUUCGCCCCCGCGGGAACGCGAGAUGGUGCAGAGGAACCACAGGCGAGGCCCUUCGUUUGAAUCCGUCGGCGAAGCCACCGAGGACGACGACAGCGUCCUGGGCGACGGCGCCCCCAAGGCGGCGCAGCUCUCCCGAGCCCGCUCGCGCGUCGAGGGGCGAGAGGGCGCGCAUCAGUCCUCCGUCGCCGCGGUCAAGGGCUUCGAACAGAAGGCUAGCCAGAUCGCCGAGGCCAUCAAGGAGCAGGAGCGCGGCGACGGCGCCAUCGAUCCGAUGGUCAUGCACCCCAGCGCCGAGUGGAGGCGCUACUGGGACGGCCACUUCAACUUCAUCGUCCUCGUCUACAUCGCGUUCACCGUGCCGUAUCGACUCGCCUUCGACAUGCCCGCGAUGGGCGGCUGGUACCUGUUCGAGUUUAUCAUCGACCUCUACUACUGGGUCGACUUCGUGAUGUGCUUCCACACCGCGUACUGGGAGAAGAUCGACGACGGCGACGACGUGCGUUACGUCACCGACCUCGAGGAGAUUCGCGCGCACUACCUCCGAACAUGGUUCCUGUUCGACCUGCUCGCGAUCCUGCCGGUCGAGUACAUCAAGCGAAACGCGCAGAACAUCGCGGUGUGCUCCUGGCAUCUCGUCAAGGAUCCGUGCGGGGAUCACGUCGUCAAAGGCGUGGACCAUCACGUGAUGCGCGCGUUCACGGUGAUUCGGCUGUUCCGGCUCCUGAAGCUGGGCCACCUUCCGAGGGUGCAGCGGAUCAUCUUCGGCUACUUCGACGAGUUCAUCUUAAAGUACCACCUGUUCUUCUCCAUGAGCAAACUGCUGUUGUCGCUGACGUUCAUCUCGCACUGGAUGGCGUGCUUGUACGGCAGUCAGUACAACUUUGAGCGCGAGGAUCACAGCGGAAUCGAGGGCCUCCACUGGGAGAUGUACAUAGGCGCCAUGUACUGGGCCGUGCAGACUGUGACCACGGUGGGGUACGGAAACAUCGUGCCAACCACCAUCUCCGAGCGCGUCAUCGCGUGCUUCGUCAUGCUGCUCGGUGGAUUCGUCUUCUCGACGAUAAUCUCGAAGGUGGCCAGCGUUUUGGAGCCCAACAGCGGCGAGAACAUCGAGGUGAGAAGGAAACUCGCCCUUCGCCGGUUCAUCGAGGAGAAGAAGAUCCCCCGGUCGCUCAUCGUCCGCAUCAACACCUACUACAAGAACGAGAAGGACGACUCGUUCGGGAACAACGAGGUCAUCGCGGGGCUUCCGGAUGUGAUUCGCACCGACGUAAACUACUUUGUAUACGGCGGCGUCAUCAUCGACGCCUUCGCCGGGACCGUAAUGCCCAACGAGAUGUUUGUGGAGUUUAUGUGCCGAAGGAUGUACCCCAAACGGUACACGCGCGACAUGCCCCUCAGCAUGACCAACGAGUUUGUCGAAAACAUCUUCAUCGUCGCGGAGGGCCGCGUCGCGGUGGCCGCGAGGGAGGAGGACCUACUCGAGGACACCGGCGACGUCGACACGAAGGCGUACAACGAGAAGAUAUCCGACGCAAACUGCGACAACGACGACCCGGGCGCCGGGUGCCUCAUGCCGCCCGGCGCGCUCAUCAACCCCGGCGUGGCGCUCGGGUACAACCGCGGCGUGCUGUGCACCAGACCGUACGAUAAAAUCGUCAACUUGAUGGUCCUCGCCAAGCAGGACCUGAUGGACGUCGUCGAGGAACACCAACCUCUGCUCGCGCGCAACGUGAUGGACGAGUUCAUCGAGCAGCUCACGUGGUCGCGCAAAUCCGCGCAGAGGCUCGGGCUGGAGGGCAUAGGGCGAAUAGACCUCUGGGACGAGGAGAACAAGCGCGUGAAGGCAAAGUGGGACGUCAUCCUGCAGCAGGAGCGGCGCAAGGAGGACGAGGCGAGACUCUCGCGCGGCGGCUCGCUCAACUCGCGAGACGACGACGACGCGAUCGUCGAGGCGCCGCAGCUCAUCGAAGCCGAGAUCGGCGGCGAUAAGUUUGAGCUGGUGCAGAAGCAGGUGCAGCAGCAGAGCAUCGUGCUCGCGCAGGUGGCGAACUCGUUCAAGGAGUCUGCGGAGAAGACGCGGGAUAAGCUCGGCGAGCAGAACGCCGACCUGAAGAAGUUCCAAACCUCGGUGAUCGACGCGCUCAAGUCGCACUCGCAUCGCAUAGAGCGCAUCGAGGGCGCGAUCGAGGGCCUCCACAGGCUCCUCGUGGCGCAGAUGGGCGGCUUGCCCUACCACGCCGAGACGGGCGAGGACACGGCUGGCGGCGUCGGCUUUGGCACGGCUUCCGAUCCGUACCUGGCCAAGGCGAAGGACGACCUGCGGCUGGGCGGGAGGGCGUACGCGGGUCAGCCCAAGCCGAGGGGGGGACCCGACGACUUCGGCGUCGAGGCACUCAACGCAGACGUCGCGGACGACGACAACGCUCGAAGGCUCAAGUACGCCGCGGGCGCGUCGGCGAGCGGCAGGCCGGGGUCGAGGUCGUCGCCGCAGCCGCCGCCGCUGCAAGGGUACGAGGCGGCGCGCCUGCGAAGGGCGCUGUGA
This is a messenger RNA of Micromonas commoda, 2613 nucleotides long. Its product is annotated as voltage-gated ion channel superfamily. NCBI's taxonomy places the organism in Eukaryota, Viridiplantae, Chlorophyta, Mamiellophyceae, Mamiellales, Mamiellaceae. Gene Ontology annotation, biological process: potassium ion transport; transmembrane transport. Gene Ontology annotation, cellular component: membrane. Bases 1 to 2613 code for a protein of 870 amino acids. The record is from RefSeq and is a predicted model, not a curated record. The transcript is spliced from 2 exons. Gene Ontology annotation, molecular function: voltage-gated potassium channel activity.